Messenger RNA from Dimorphilus gyrociliatus, 1518 nucleotides. NCBI's taxonomy places the organism in Eukaryota, Metazoa, Annelida, Polychaeta, Dinophilidae. The record is from the annotation of a GenBank genome assembly.
AAGUUACAUAUUCUUUCUAGUUCAGCACUCGUUGAACAAGUGUCAAAAUCUUUAACCUGUUGAAGUCUCAACUUGACAACUGAAUACAACAUGACUGACUUCAUCCCUAAACUAUUCUCGUAUAUUGAUAAGAAUGCCGACAAGUUCGUCGAGAAUUUACGUGAAGCGGUUGCUAUUCAGAGCGUUAGUGCUCAUGCGGAGAAGAGAGACGAAGUCGUUCGUAUGGUUAACCAUACCGCUGAGAAAAUGAGGUCUCUCGGAAUUGAAGUUGAGAUAGCUGAUAUUGGUAUGCAAAAACUUGAAGGGGAAACAAUUCCACUACCACCAGUUAUUUUGGGGAAAUACGGUGACGACCCCAAGAAAAAAACAAUUCUUAUUUACGGACAUUUAGAUGUUCAACCGGCGAAAAAGAGUGAUGGAUGGGAUACCGAACCGUUCGAAUUGACCGAAGUAAAUGGUAAAUUAUACGGAAGAGGUUCGACUGAUGAUAAAGGACCUGUCUUAUGCUGCUUGCAUUGCAUUGAAGCUUAUCAGGCUAUUGGUCGAGAGCUGCCAGUCAAUCUUCGUUUCGUUUAUGAAGGAAUGGAAGAGUCCAAUUCGGAGGGUCUCGAUAGACUUUUAUAUGCUCGUGCUGAGUCAAAAUUUAUUCAGGACGUUGACUAUGUAUGCAUUUCUGACAAUUAUUGGCUUGGUAAGAAGAAACCAUGCCUUACCUACGGUCUCCGUGGAAUUUGUUAUUUCUUUGUUGAAGUCGAAUGUUCUUCAAAAGAUUUACACUCUGGAAGUUUCGGAGGCUCCGUACACGAAGCAUUGACUGAUUUGACUGCUAUCAUGAACACUUUGGUUGAUACUAAAGCGAAAAUACUUAUCCCUGGAAUAUAUGAUAGUGUUGCACCAUUGACCGACGAAGAACGAAAAUUGUAUGAAAACAUUGAUUUUGACAUGGAAGAUUACCGAGAAGAUAUUAAACAUGGCAGAUUAGUGCAAAGUAAAAAGGCCGAAGUUCUUAUGUACAGAUGGCGCUAUCCCGCGUUGUCUUUGCAUGGCAUAGAAGGUGCUUUUGAUGCUCCUGGUUCAAAGACAGUCAUACCGAGAAAAGUUACCGGCAAAUUUUCCAUUAGAAUCGUUCCCAAUAUGGAACCUGACGAAGUUGAAAAGCUUGUAAAAGCUCAUAUUGAAAAUGUUUUUGCUCAAAGAAAGAGUCCUAAUAAAUUGAAAAUUACUAUGACCGGUUCAGGGAAACCAUGGGUUUCAGAUUUUAGGCAUAAGCACUUCCAAGCAGGUCGCCAUGCCGUGCAAAGGGUUUAUGGUGUUGAACCAGAUUUAACUCGUGAAGGAGGAAGCAUACCUGUAACUCUCACUCUACAAGACGUUACUGGAAAGAACGUUAUGCUUCUACCGAUUGGGCAAUCGGACGAUGGUGCUCACUCGCAAAAUGAAAAAAUCGGCAGAUUUAACUAUAUUGAAGGUACAAAAUUGUUUGGUUCGUAUUUCGAAGAAGUUGGAAAAAUUUUAUAA